ACUUAAUUCUCAAUUUACAAAGUACUUGUUCUCCUCUCUCUCUCUCUCUCUGUGGCUGGCUCUCAGUCUCAGAAUCCAAGAAAUCAUUUAAUUUAUUUGGUUUGCUUUCAAUUUCUUGAGAAAAUUUAGGGGAUCUGAUAGUAUUCAGAGAACGAGAGAGUGAGAGAGAGGUUAGGGUUUAGGGUUUGAGGAGCAGGCCAAUCAAUGGCCUCCACGUCGCAGUCCCUUCGCUACGGCGGCCCUGGAGGAGCCUCCGCCCCGAGCGGCGGUAGCUUCGACGCCCUUAACAGAAUUCUCUUGGACCUUUGUACGCAUGGCAAUCCUAAGGAGGGUGCUUCGUUAGCUUUGAAGAAACACCUAGAGGAGGAGGCGCGUGAUCUUAGUGGAGAAGCUUUUUCUCGAUUUAUGGAUCAGUUAUAUGAUAGGAUUUCUAGUCUAUUAGAUAGCAACGAUGUUGCUGAGAAUUUGGGCGCUUUAAGAGCCAUUGAUGAGUUGAUAGAUGUGGCUCUGGGUGAGAAUGCCUCCAAGGUUUCCAAAUUCUCGGGUUAUAUGAGGACUGUAUUUGAGGUAAAGCGUGAUCGAGAUAUUUUGGUCCUUGCAAGUAAAGUUCUUGGCCAUCUAGCCAGGGCUGGAGGAGCAAUGACUGCAGACGAAGUGGAGUUUCAGGUAAAAAUGGCCCUUGAUUGGCUUCGUGGGGAUCGAGUAGAGUAUCGCCGAUUUGCUGCCGUCUUAAUCUUGAAAGAAAUGGCAGAAAAUGCUUCAACCGUGUUCAAUGUCCAUGUACCUGAAUUUGUUGAUGCUAUCUGGGUUGCACUGAGGGAUCCAACAUUGGCUGUUAGAGAGCGGGCGGUGGAGGCAUUGCGUGCUUGCCUUCGUGUUAUUGAAAAGCGUGAGACACGCUGGCGUGUGCAGUGGUAUUAUCGAAUGUUUGAGGCUACUCAAGAUGGGUUGGGCAGAAAUGCUCCAGUACAUAGCAUACAUGGUUCUUUACUUGCUGUUGGGGAGCUCUUGAGGAAUACGGGUGAGUUCAUGAUGUCACGGUAUAGAGAAGUUGCUGAAAUUGUACUCCGGUACUUAGAGCACCGGGAUCGGCUUGUUCGCCUUAGUAUAACUUCCCUACUACCUCGCAUUGCUCAUUUCUUGCGUGACCGAUUUGUUACAAACUACUUAAAGAUAUGCAUGAAUCACAUUCUCGCAGUUCUGCGAAUUCCGGCUGAACGUGACAGUGGAUUUAUUGCUCUCGGGGAGAUGGCUGGUGCUUUGGAUGGGGAACUCAUCCAUUAUUUGCCGACAAUUACGUCUCACUUACGUGAAGCAAUUGCUCCACGCAGAGGCAAACCCUCACUUGAGGCUUUGGCUUGUGUUGGAAAUAUUGCAAAAGCAAUGGGUCCUGUAAUGGAAUCUCAUGUGCGUGGUCUCUUGGAUGUAAUGUUUUCUCCUUCUGCUAGUCUUUCCAGUACACUUGUUGAUGCCCUUGAACAAAUUACUGUCAGUAUUCCUUCUUUGCUGCCUACUAUUCAAGAUCGGCUGCUUGACUCUAUUUCACUAGUUCUUUCAAAAUCCCAUUAUUCUCAAGCUAGGCCAGCUGCUCCCUUGGUUCGAGGAAAUAUUGUGAAUAUUCCUCAGCAAGUUUCGGACCUUAAUGGUUCGGCCCUAGUGCAACUUGCAUUGCAGACUCUUGCUCGUUUUAAUUUUAAGGGCCAUGAACUUCUCGAGUUUGCAAGAGAAUCAGUUGUUGUAUAUCUGGAUGAUGAGGAUAAGGUCACACGAAAAGAUGCUGCCCUAUGUUGUUGCAAACUAGUUGCUAAUUCUUUCUCAGGAGUAUCAUGUACACAGUUUGGUUCCAGUAGGUCCAAUCGAACUGGAGGAAAGCGAAGACGUCUUAUUGAAGAGCUUGUGGAAAAGCUUCUCAUUGCAGCUGUAGCUGAUGCUGAUGUUACUGUUCGCCAUUCUAUCUUUUCCUCUCUGCAUGGGAACAGAGGUUUUGAUGAAUUUUUAGCACAAGCUGAUAGUCUGAGUGCAGUUUUUGCUGCUUUGAAUGAUGAGGAUUUCGAUGUUCGAGAGUAUGCAAUCUCAGUGGCUGGGAGAUUAUCAGAAAAAAAUCCUGCCUAUGUUCUUCCCGCCCUUCGUCGUCAUCUUAUACAGUUAUUGACAUAUUUAGACCAGAGUGCAGAUAACAAAUGCAGAGAAGAAAGUGCGAAGUUACUUGGUUGCUUGAUACGCAACUGUGAGAGGCUAAUACGUCCAUACAUCACUCCAAUACACAAGGCACUUUUGGCGAGACUUCUUGAGGGUACUGGGAUCAAUGCCAAUAAUGGCAUUAUUAGUGGAGUUCUUGUAACCGUUGGGGAUCUUGCUAGAGUGGGUGGUUUUGGAAUGAGACAGUAUGUAUCCGAAGUUAUGCCUCUAAUUGUUGAAGCUUUAUUGGAUGGAGCAGCUGUGGCAAAACGUGAAGUGGCUGUGACAACUCUUGGACAAGUUAUCCAGAGCACUGGGUAUGCGAUAUCUCCAUAUAAUGAAUACCCACAAUUACUUGUCUUGCUCUUGAAAAUGUUGAAUGGUGAGUUAGUUUGGUCUACAAGACGGGAAGUGUUAAAGGUGCUUGGGAUUAUAGGUGCUUUGGAUCCUCAUGUGCAUAAAAGAAAUCAGCAACUAUCAGGGUCGCAUGGAGAAGCUACCCGUGCUGCCAGUGAUUCUGGCCAACACAUUCCUUCAGUGGAUGAGUUACCAAUGGACCUUUGGCCAUCAUUCGCUACAACUGAAGAUUAUUAUUCUACGGUGGUUGCUAUAAAUUCUCUCAUGCGAAUUCUUAGGGAUCCUUCGCUUGCUAGUUACCACCAAAAGGUGGUAGGAUCUCUUAUGUUCAUAUUUAAGUCAAUGGGCCUUGGUUGUGUUCCAUACUUACCAAAGGUGCUGCCUGAUCUCUUUCUCACAGUUCGUACAUGUGAUGAUUAUCUGAAGGAUUAUAUAACAUGGAAGCUUGGAACUCUUGUGUCUAUAGUACGACAGCACAUUCGUAAAUAUUUGCAAGAAUUGUUCUCUCUAAUUUCUGAAUUAUGGUCAUCCUUCAGUUUGCCAGCUACUAAUCGUACUUCUCGUGGUCUUCCGGUUCUGCAUCUUGUGGAGCAGCUUUGCUUGGCCCUUAAUGAUGAGUUCAGAACACAUCUUCCUGUUAUUCUUCCAUGUUGCAUUCAAGUUUUAAGUGAUGCUGAACGGUGCAAUGACUACACCUAUGUUCUUGACAUUCUCCACACCCUUGAAGUGUUUGGUGGGACGCUGGAUGAGCAUAUGCAUCUGCUUCUUCCUGCACUUAUUCGAUUGUUUAAAGUGGAUGCUUCUGUGGAUAUAAGGCGUGCAGCUAUCAAAACUUUGACUAGAUUGAUACCUCGUGUGCAGGUUACUGGUCAUAUAUCUGCUCUUGUGCACCACUUAAAGCUGGUCUUGGAUGGGAAGAAUGAUGAGCUCCGAAAGGACGCUGUUGAUGCACUUUGUUGUUUGGCUCAUGCCCUUGGAGAGGACUUCACUAUCUUUAUCCCAUCAAUACACAAACUUCUGUUGAAAUAUCGGUUACGGCAUAAGGAAUUUGAGGAGAUUGAAGGACGCUUAAGGAGACGCGAACCUCUAAUUUUGGGGAGUAUCGCUGCACAAAGAUUAAGUCGACGAGUUCCAGUUGAAGUUAUUAGUGACCCAUUAAAUGAUGUUGAGAGUGACCCUUAUGAAGAUGGGACCGAUGUGCAGAAACAACUUAGAGGCCAUCAGGUAAAUGAUGGCCGUUUACGCACUGCUGGAGAGGCUUCUCAGCGAAGUACCAAAGAAGACUGGGCAGAAUGGAUGAGGCAUUUUAGCAUUGAGCUCUUAAAGGAAUCACCUUCUCCAGCAUUGCGAACCUGUGCAAGACUGGCACAAUUACAGCCUUUUCUUGGGCGGGAGUUGUUUGCUGCUGGUUUUGUUAGUUGUUGGUCACAACUGCAUGAAUCUAGUCAGAAACAGUUAGUUCGGAGUUUAGAGAUGGCUUUUUCCUCUCCAAAUAUUCCUCCUGAAAUUCUGGCAACACUUCUUAACUUGGCAGAGUUCAUGGAACAUGAUGAGAAACCUCUUCCUAUAGACAUCCGUCUCCUUGGGGCUCUUGCAGAAAAGUGUCGUGCAUUUGCCAAGGCUUUGCAUUACAAAGAAAUGGAAUUUGAGGGUGCACUUUCCAAGAAGAUGGAUGCUAAUCCUGUUGCUGUAGUUGAAGCACUUAUACAUAUAAAUAAUCAGUUACAUCAGCAUGAGGCUGCAGUCGGAAUACUGACCUAUGCUCAACAAAACCUGGGUGUUCAAUUGAAGGAGUCAUGGUAUGAGAAAUUGCAGCGGUGGGAUGAUGCUCUCAAGGCUUACACUGUCAAAGCUUCUCUAGCAUCAAAUCCACAUCUUGUAUUGGAAGCUACUUUAGGGCGUAUGCGUUGCCUUGCAGCAUUGGCUCGAUGGGAAGAACUUAACAACCUGUGCAAAGAGUAUUGGACUCCAGCUGAGCCAGCUGCGCGGCUAGAAAUGGCACCAAUGGCUGCAAAUGCUGCUUGGAAUAUGGGGGAGUGGGAUCAAAUGUCAGAAUAUGUGUCUCGCUUAGAUGAUGGUGAUGAAACAAAACUCCGGGUUCUGGGUAACACUGCUGCUAGUGGUGAUGGAAGCAGUAAUGGUACAUUUUUUAGAGCUGUAUUAUUAGUUCGAAGAGGAAAGUAUGACGAAGCACGUGAAUAUGUUGAGAGAGCUAGGAAAUGCCUUGCUACGGAGCUUGCUGCUUUGGUUCUGGAAAGCUAUGAGCGUGCAUAUAGCAAUAUGGUCCGUGUUCAGCAGCUAUCAGAACUAGAGGAGGUAAUUGAUUACUGUACUCUUCCUGGGGGAAAUCCUGUUGCUGAAGGGCGGCGGUCUAUAAUCCGCAAUAUGUGGACUGAGCGGAUACAAGGAGCAAAACGUAAUGUUGAGGUCUGGCAAGUACUCUUGGCUGUUAGAGCUCUUGUACUACCACCCACUGAAGACAUUGACACUUGGCUCAAGUUUGCUUCUCUUUGUCGGAAAAAUGGACGAGUUAGUCAGGCUAGAUCUACUUUGGUCAAACUCUUACAGUAUGACCCUGAAACCUCUCCCGAAAACGUACGGUAUCAUGGGCCUCCUCAAGUAAUGCUGGCAUACUUAAAAUAUCAAUGGGCACUUGGGGAUGAUCUUAAGCGAAAGGAAGCAUUUACUAGGCUUCAGAAAUUGGCUAUGGAGCUUUCGAAUGCCCCACAUAUUCAACCAGUUGCUGCAACUGGCUUAACCAGUGGUACUGUUACAACUGUUCCCUUUGUUGCCCGUGUAUACCGUAGACUUGGAACUUGGCAAUGGGCCCUUUCUCCAGGAUUGGAUGAUGAAUCUAUACCAGAAAUUCGUGCAGCCUUCAGGAAUGCCACUCAGUGUGCUGUAAAAUGGGGGAAAGCAUGGCAUACAUGGGCAUUAUUUAAUACAGCAGUGAUGUCUCAUUAUACCAUAAGAGGUUUCCCUUCGUUUGCCUCACAGUAUGUUGUUGCAGCGGUCAAUGGAUAUUUUCAUUCAAUAGCAUGUGCAGCACAUGCUAAAGGUGUCGAUGAUAGUUUACAGGAUAUACUCCGUCUUCUCACAUUGUGGUUCAACCAUGGAGCUACUGCUGAUGUUCAAAUAGCUCUACAGAAAGGAUUUGCACAUGUUAAUAUCAACACAUGGCUGGUUGUUUUACCUCAAAUAAUUGCCAGGAUACAUUCAAACAACCAUGCUGUGAGAGAACUGAUACAAUCACUUUUGGUGCGAAUAGGGCAAAGUCAUCCUCAGGCUCUUAUGUACCCUCUUUUAGUGGCAUGUAAAUCAAUAAGCACUUUACGUAGAGCUGCAGCACAAGAAGUGGUCGACAAAGUUAGGCAGCAUAGUGGUGUGCUUGUGGAUCAGGCACAACUUGUAUCGAAGGAACUAAUCAGAGUUGCAAUACUUUGGCAUGAAAUGUGGCAUGAAGCACUGGAAGAAGCUAGCCGUUUAUAUUUUGGUGAACAUAAUGUGGAGGGGAUGCUGAAAGUGUUGGAGCCAUUACAUGAAAUGCUUGAGGAAGGGGCUGUCAGGGAAAAUACCACUAUAAAAGAGAGAUCGUUCAUAGAGGCAUACCGUCAUGAACUGUUGGAGGCCUAUGAAUGUUGCAUGAAGUAUAAGAAAACUGGAAAAGAUGCUGAGCUUACUCAGGCAUGGGAUCUUUAUUAUCAUGUUUUCAGAAGGAUAGACAAACAGCUUCAAAGUCUUACUACCCUGGACCUGCAGUCUGUUUCUCCUGAAUUACUGGAAUGCCGUAAAUUGGAGCUUGCCGUUCCUGGGACAUAUCGUGCAGAUUCACCAGUGGUAACAAUUGCAUCAUUUGCAACCCAGCUCGUUGUCAUAACAUCUAAACAGCGACCACGUAAAUUGACAAUUCAUGGGAGUGAUGGUGAAGAUUAUGCCUUCUUGCUGAAGGGACAUGAAGAUUUACGCCAAGAUGAGCGUGUCAUGCAGCUUUUUGGUUUGGUGAAUACAUUGUUGGAAAAUUCUAGAAAAACUGCAGAGAAGGAUUUAUCUAUUCAACGAUAUGACGUCAUUCCUUUAUCUCCAAAUAGUGGGUUAAUUGGAUGGGUCCCAAAUUGUGACACUCUGCACCACCUUAUUCGAGAGUAUAGGGAUGCCAGAAAGAUCACCUUAAACCAAGAGCACAAAUAUAUGCUAAGUUUUGCUCCAGAUUAUGACCAUUUGCCUCUCAUUGCUAAAGUGGAAGUAUUUGAAUAUGCUCUACACAAUACAGAAGGAAAUGACCUUGCUAGGGUUCUUUGGUUAAAAAGUCGCACUUCGGAGGUAUGGUUAGAGAGGAGAACAAAUUAUAAUAGAAGUUUAGCAGUCAUGAGCAUGGUUGGAUAUCUUCUUGGUUUAGGAGAUCGACACCCAAGUAAUCUUAUGCUACACCGUUCUAGUGGGAAGAUUUUGCACAUUGAUUUUGGGGAUUGCUUUGAAGCUUCAAUGAACCGGGAAAAGUUCCCUGAAAAGGUUCCAUUUCGCUUGACUAGAAUGCUUGUGAAAGCCAUGGAGGUUAGUGGUAUUGAGGGCAAUUUUCGUUCAACAUGUGAAAAUGUAAUGCAGGUUCUACGAUCAAAUAAGGAUAGUGUUAUGGCUAUGAUGGAGGCCUUUGUUCACGAUCCUCUCAUUAAUUGGCGUCUCUUCAAUUUCAAUGAAGUACCACAAAUGUCUGUGUUUGGAAAUACUCAUGCCCCUGCUGUGGUAAAUACUGAAGAAUCUGCUCCUAAUAGAGAGCUUGCUCACCCUCAACGGGGUGUACGUGAAAGGGAACUGCUCCAGGCUGUGAAUCAACUUGGUGAUGCUAACGAGGUUUUAAAUGAGCGAGCGGUGGUUGUGAUGGCUAGGAUGAGUCAUAAACUUACGGGACGUGAUUUUUCUUCGUGCUCACCAUUGCAUACCAGUUCUAUGCAACAUCUAGUAGACCCCAGCACCUUAAUUUCUGGAGAUAACCAUGAAGUUGAGCAUGGUCUAAGUGUUAAACUGCAAGUUCAGAAGCUGAUUUGCCAAGCUAUGUCACAUGAAAACUUGUGCCAAAACUAUGUUGGGUGGUGCCCUUUUUGGUGAUUGAAGGCAAGGCAGCCAUAUAUAUUGUAAAUAUUAAUGUACGUAGCAUAUAGUCAUAGUUCCAUGUGUAGAGAAAAUGCAUUUUUUCCUUUUUUUUAAUUAUGUAGUGUUGUAAUUUAUGUGAAUAGGCCAAACUGCCAAGCAAAAAGGAGUAUGUUAUUUGUAUGAAUGUAUAAGGCUAUGAGAGAAAUGAGAUGGCAGUAGUAAAUUCAAUUUUCUUACUCAUAUAUAACGGCCUACGCAUA
Messenger RNA from Pistacia vera, 7883 nucleotides. RefSeq names its product serine/threonine-protein kinase TOR. Bases 205 to 7638 code for a protein of 2477 amino acids. Gene Ontology annotation, biological process: TOR signaling; negative regulation of macroautophagy. The record is from RefSeq and is a predicted model, not a curated record. The transcript is spliced from 58 exons. Gene Ontology annotation, cellular component: nucleus; TORC2 complex; TORC1 complex. Gene Ontology annotation, molecular function: protein binding; protein-containing complex binding; protein serine/threonine kinase activity. NCBI's taxonomy places the organism in Eukaryota, Viridiplantae, Streptophyta, Magnoliopsida, Sapindales, Anacardiaceae.